AUGGCGAAGAGGACCAAACCUCGAGACUUCCCGGCUUCUGAGCUCCGAGAGCAUAGCGGAAACUCCGAGGUCAGAAAAUUGCGCAAUCGCAUCUCCCAAAAAGCGUUUCGUGCCCGGCAGGCAAUGCGAGUAAAAGUGCUCGAGGAGCGAGUGUACAAUGGAGCCCGCCCGGACGCCGAAUGGGUGACACGUCUCCAAGACCAGAACGCCGCGCUACGUGAGCACCUACUUGAGUGUCACAAGAAGUUCACUAGCCUGCAAGUGUCGAUGAAGGCUCUUGCCGAUGCCAGUGCUCUUGCUCUCGGCAUUGAAAGUCUUGAUAGUGGCAGCAAGCGCGCUCAAGUCGAAGAAGACGAAGACUCCACCGGUACUGCACCUUCUCUAAACUCGGAGAAAGGGCAAAGUGGCACGAUAUCCCCCGAUUUUGGUGACAGCUUAGUUGAGGAGCUGCGGACUAGGAACGGUGAUAGUAAUGAUGGCGGAGGCCUUCAUGCUCACCAUCAGCCUGGUGGUCAGAAUCACGAAGUUUGGCCUAGUUCGACCGUUCAACCCAGUGGCGCUAUCGAAACGGACGUCGGAGAGCCAUCAGACAACCAGUCAAUCCCAAUUAUCAACCUGGAUUAUUUCACCUCUACGGAGUCCUCAGGGCUGCAUGAUGGUGUCGACACUAAUCAAAUGCUCCAACUUGAUGAUAAAAAUUGGGGCGAACCCCUAUCUCUGGGUCUCGUCUUCUCCGAAGAUCUCGGACCGCUGAAGUACAAGAGUAUAUGGAAAGCAUCUUUGACAGCGUGCCAAACAUAUGGUUUGAAAAGAACAAACUCGCCAUUCUCAGAUCAUAUUGAUGCAUUGGAAUAUUGUCUUUGUUGGAGCUGGUCUCGCUUCAGCACAUCAUUGAUGCCCAGCGAACAGAUUACCAGCUCGAUUGAAUCUAUGUUGUUGACCUUUGUGAAUAUGUCGUGGCAGUCGAUGACGGCAUGGCACACUUAUACCAAAGCGCACAUCCCUCUAAAAGAUUUGAUGGCAUGGCGAAUCUAUAAGACACCAGACAGGUAUCUCAGGAUCACGCCAGCCUAUCAACCGACAAAACUACAGAUGAGUGUGCCACAUCCGAGCAUUAUCGACUGGAUUCCGUGGCCACAGCUACGCGACAAGCUUAUAAUUCAUCACUCCGCGAACCCUUGCUUGGACAGCCUCAUCUGCGACAUUGGCAACUCUUAUGUCGUGCCCGGAGACCUCUCCUUGCUGGUAAAAUGUCCCCAACCUGUUGCAGGCUAUAUUGGUGUUUGGGAUUUAGUGCGAGCUAUUGCUCCCGAGGCCACGAGGCCCUACGAGCAUCCGCCAACGUGUGAAAGCGGACAAUCGAGGCUAGCCGAAGACCAGGGCUUCCCCCAAAAUCCUGCGGCAAUCCACAACCUAGUUGACAGCAUGCACAAAGACACUUUCAAGGACGUGAAUCUUCCUGCUAAUGAUGCGAUGACCUUGUUCUCCUCAAGAGCAUUGGCUGCACAGGCUUUCAAGAUCUUGGGUUUGGAUAAGGGCGCAUUUAAUUUCCGCCUGGAUCCAGCCUUUUUCGGAAGGCACCCAGAAUUGUACGACAGCAGUUCCGACCUUAUGGCACAGGGAGUGGCGUUACGACCCUACAAUCAGGUUGCCAUUUCAGCUCCUCGGGAACUGGACAUAUCAGUCCUUGGUCAAUAUCAGGAGAUGUCCAGGUACCUAACAGAUACGGCUCUGGAGCCUCACCGAGCCUCGCAAAUGCUCUAA
This is a messenger RNA of Cladophialophora psammophila CBS 110553, 1764 nucleotides long. RefSeq lists its product as uncharacterized. Gene Ontology annotation, biological process: regulation of DNA-templated transcription. The coding region runs from base 1 to 1764 and encodes 587 amino acids. The transcript has 3 exons. Lineage: Eukaryota; Fungi; Ascomycota; Eurotiomycetes; Chaetothyriales; Herpotrichiellaceae. The record is from RefSeq and is a predicted model, not a curated record. Gene Ontology annotation, molecular function: DNA-binding transcription factor activity.